This is a messenger RNA of Rhodamnia argentea, 1560 nucleotides long. Its product is annotated as PRA1 family protein E-like. The coding region runs from base 152 to 778 and encodes 208 amino acids. Gene Ontology annotation, cellular component: endoplasmic reticulum; Golgi apparatus. The record is from RefSeq and is a predicted model, not a curated record. The transcript has a single exon. Lineage: Eukaryota; Viridiplantae; Streptophyta; Magnoliopsida; Myrtales; Myrtaceae. Gene Ontology annotation, biological process: vesicle-mediated transport.
GUGGUUUCUUGCUAAUUGCCAGACGACGCAAACGUGUCCUCGCGGAGUCGACUCGUCGAAGAACCGUUCCAGCACUGAGUCAACUCAACAAAAGGAGGACUCUCUCUCUCUCUCGUCCCCCGAAACGAGAGAGAACGAAUCCGCAUCAACAAUGCGAGCGAAAUCGUCGCCGUCGUCCGCCAGCUAUGGCGCCGCCACCGCCACCACCACCACCACGAGGCCAACCUCCCAGACCCCCUUCGCCACCCUCUCCUACACCUCGUCCGCCGCCGCCUCCUUCCUCGCCACGCGCCGCCCCUGGCGCGAGUUCCUCGACGUCUCCUCCCUCUCCCUCCCCUACAGUUACGCCGACGCCACCUCCCGCAUCCGCCGCAACUGCGACCACUUCCGCGUCAACUACGCCAUGGUCGCCCUCGGCAUCCUCUUCCUGAGCCUACUUUGGCACCCGGUUUCGAUGAUCGUCUUCAUCGCGGUCUUCGUCGCUUGGUACUUCCUCUAUUUCUCUCGCGAUAGCCCCCUGGUGGUUCUCAAUCGGACCGUCGACGACAGGGUUGUGAUGGCGGUGCUCGGUCUGGUGACUGUGGUUGCUCUGGUGCUCACCGAAGUGGGCUUGAAUGUCCUGGUCUCGUUGUUGAUUGCGGUUUUUCUCCUAGGGUUGCAUGCGGCGUUUCGGAAUCCGGACAAUUUGUAUGUGGACGAAGAGACCACGGCUGGGGGCGGUUUGGUGUCGGUCGUCAGCAGUCAGCCGCUGAGAGCCACGGCCUAUACACGCACUUGAGGGCUUUAGGGGUGUUUUGGAAUCAUUUGAUUGUGUGGAUUUUUUGAAAUGGUGCUUGUUGGUCGCUUGGUGUAUGAUGCAGUGUCUUUGAUUCAGCUCGAGCUGUGCAAUUCUGAAAUUUUGUUGGAAUUGGAUCGAUGUGAGUCUUGACAGAAUUCAUGGAACUGUGCAUUAAGAUUUGGCUUCCUAAUACUUGGGUUUCGAAAUGACUGCCGAAAGUACUCGGAUCUUUCCAUGCGGAUCUUCUGGUUUCGGACUGAAAGAAAAGCAAGAAUGGUUCUGCUGUUCAGGAGAGUGUUUUAUCAGCGGGGUCGAACGCGUUGUGCUACUCGUGCCCGUUCACAACACGAAACCCGUGGUAUGCUUGCUGUCUGUUUUGUAGCCGAAAAGACACAUAGGGAUGACAAUUUUCUGUGGUGUUGUGUAAUUGAACUGGGAAUACCUUAUCUUGAUUUACCCAGGAAAUUAUAGAUGCCAGUCCGACGGAUUCUGGUCGAUCUAGUUCGUCCUGCUUUUAUCUGGUUUAAGUAUUCAAAUAUCUGUUAUGUGAUUUUAGCAUUCUGAAUUCGAUCAAAGGGGGUAUCAUAGAGUUGUUUCCGGUUUAAUUGAUGUUAGCUUCUGAUCAUUCAGUCCUCUAGAAGCCCACAUUUGUUGGUGGGGUUACCGAUUUGGUAUUGUUGCAGCUUCAUGUUCCCUGCUCAGACAUUAAAUUUUGUGUGAUUUGAAACUUAUGAUCCCUAUUGGGGAAUCUGAUUCAGGUGAACAACACUUGCUUCUUGAGA